Molecule: messenger RNA, 6438 nt
Organism: Sycon ciliatum
Lineage: Eukaryota; Metazoa; Porifera; Calcarea; Leucosolenida; Sycettidae
Product: mucin-5AC-like
Exons: 18
Coding region: 161-5569 (1802 amino acids)
Biological process (GO): protein K6-linked ubiquitination
Cellular component (GO): BRCA1-BARD1 complex; BRCA1-A complex
Molecular function (GO): protein binding; ubiquitin-protein transferase activity
Source: RefSeq, a predicted model, not a curated record
UGCAACAUGUGGACUCAGAAGCAAAAUGCAAAGCAAAUCAAUGUUUGGAGGAGGAAAUCUCCAAGUAAAAAGUAUCUGUUGCUUCUCUCAUACUCAAAGGAUAUUGUUGUAGAUUUAUUUGUUGAAGUCUCUGCCGAGUAUACUUGGUGACUUUAGUGCCAUGGCGGAUGUAGAUUUUACACUGACUGUAUCGAGACUAUCCUCGCUGGAGAAAUUGCUAAAAUGUCCUUUAUGUGUUUCAACACUUACCCAGCCAAUCACCAUCGAACAGUGUGGUCACAACUUCUGCAGACAAUGUGUUGUGCGUCAUCUCUCAGCCAACACAAGGUCGGAAUGUCCCGUCUGCAAGAUGGCAAUCUGGACAAACAAUCUUCAGCCGAAUCGUCAGAUUGAUACUGCUGUGAACCUCAUCUCUCAGUUGCGUUCUAUACUGGAUACUAGUCCUGGACAUGAUGAUAGCUUCUCAAAAUCACCCUGUAGAGCAUCUGCAGCUACUGGUGCGCAAACAUCACCAGGAAGCUCCAUUGUCAGUCCACUGCAGACCCCGUCUAGACGCACUACCAGUUCGUCACCGUCAUCGUUAUCACCUGUCGCCAUCCAAGCAAGUUCUGCUGCAGCAUCUUGUAGUCAGCAUGACUCCGCAGUAACUGCAGCAUCAUCUCCACCUCUGCUGGCAGCAGUCACAGCAGCAGCAGCAGCAGCAGGUUCAGCUUCAAUAGCAAUAGCAGCUGUGACUACCAUCUCGCCAGCUUCAUCCGCUCAACGCUCAUCUCCUGUCCAGUCACGGUUGCAGUCACCUGUUUGUGUACUCUCUGGUGAUACUAACACUACUCUGGCUGGUGCACCCAUCGGUAAUGACAGAGCUAGCAGCAGCAACAACAACAGUGUAGGUACAGAUGAUGUUAGUCAUGUUAUCAAGGAAGCCCGCCAUGAUCCGCUCCAACAAGGUCCUAUCACUACCGAGCAUCCUAGUGGCAAGGUGAAUGACGACAUCACAGUGCCACUCGUGCCUGCUGAGCGCAUGCUUUCAGGACUGACCACUGCAGGAUCUACGUCAGCCGUGUCUGCAUCAUGCGACGACUAUCCUGCCAUUGCCAGUGGCAAUGCACAACUGCAGUCACAAUCUGCUGCUGCUGCUGCUGUCAAAGUGAACAAGGAGCAGCAUCAGUCACACGACGUCACCACCAAACACGUAAAGCAGAUGGGUGAUCAGAUUGUCGAUCAAUCUGAACAUAUGACAAGUGAGUGUGGCGAAGUACUGCCUCUGACCAACAAAGAUAGCAGUGUUGUACAAACAGCGAUAAUCACCCCGAGCAGUGUCUCCCCCUCUCAUAGUACGGUGGCUGGUGACGGCAAGGGUUACGCGUCAGUGAAUGUUAAUGAGCUGGCCACCACCCAUAAUACCGGUGGUGCUGUUGCUGCUGCUGUGUCUGCUGAUGGCAGUGGUAAUGUAAAGAGCAAUGACUACGUCGGUAGUAGUUCCUACCCGGGCACCGCCACUACGACAAACACUGACGGGAAUGGUGACGGCGAAACGUGCAAUAGCGAUGCCAGCGACAGCGACUCCGGUGGCAGUGUGUCGAGUAAUGUAGGUGGCUUUCCGUUUUCCCAGUCACAAUCCGUUAUGGCCAGUCAGCAACUAGUUAGAAGAGCCUAUGCUCGGCGCACUUAUGCCAGUCACCAGCGGCGCAAACCUAGCAGCAAAGCUUGUGGAAAGAGCAGUCGCCGCAACCCUAGGCAAACGCAGCAAGAUGGCACCAGCGGCGUACGUCACCGACGACAGCUAGUCAACAGUCGUGUGACCGGCUUCAGAAGUCUGUCUGAUGUCACUGAAGAUUCAUCGGCAAUACCACCACCUAUGGCGGGGAGUGCAUUGUCAAAGCCAGCAGCAGCAGCAGAAGCAGCGGUCGCAGGUACAUCCGGUUUGUCAAAUGACGCUACUAGCACGGUCACUAGCACUGCUGAUGAUGCUGCUGUAGCUGCUGCUGCUGCUGCUGCUGUUGCUGAUGAUGAUGGUGACGCUGUACUGGCAUGUAGCGGUACCAGCACUGGUAGCCUGAAGGGAAGGACACCACCACGCAAACGUUCUGUCUUGGCGCGUUCUGGUACUAAGUCCAAAGAUAGCACGAAUUGUCCGCGAUGUGGCACACAUUUGGCAUCGUCUCGCUACCUUAGCCGUCACCAACUUACUAUGCAUUGCAGGCAGAUGUCACUGAUGAACAGCACUGGCGCUAGGAACAGCAGCAACAGCAAUACCAGCAGCACUGCCACCGUCGUUGCCAGCAGCAGCAGCAACAGUAGCAGCAGUACUACCAUGGCUGACAAUGCACAGAAGGCAAGACCGCGACCGCGUGGACGUCCUCCUGGGGCGCGCCAAGCCGCUAACGACAAGGCACGUCCAGGGAAGAGCCGACGGCAAGGCGUGAAGUCCAGGAUUGGGAAAACGCAAGCCAAUCCUAACAGUGAUACCAUUGCUGAGUCUAAGGAGAGCGAUACAGAACGUGAAAGAAAACAAUCCACGAAUAGAAGUAUGCAUACUCGGUCGAGAACUAACAGUGUGUGUGAGACGAACGGCACCUGUACCAGCAAGACUGCACGCCAAUCUGCUGCCGUAAAGGCCAUUCUCAGUGAUAAUGCUGCUAGCUCGGGCACUGGCUUGUGUCAAGAUUCUGUUGAUGGGUCUGCUGUGGUGAGGCCAACACACGUUGAUCAGUCACCAUCAUCCACUAUGGUUGGUGUUGAUAGGAAUGAGGUUACCACCGGGCAGUGUGCUGAUGACAAUGAUGCAGCCACUGCUGACUUGAGUAUGUGCUCACACAGGAUUAGCUCUUCCCAGCCUUGCUCGGGAUCAGCUGGUGAAGAUACCGGGUGUAUGCCGGACUUGCAACGUACUCCAAGCAUCAACCUACGCCGACACUCCGAUUUGCCAUCUAGCCUGAGCAGUGUCGAUGGAGCUGAUUGCAAAACAAACGCUUCUGGAGCCCAGCAGACAGCUUCCAGCAAUGCUGAUCGAACUGGCGGGGGGAAGGCGAAUGAACACAUUUCUGAUGUCGACCAGCUGUGCCAUGCUAGCAACACUCAGCAAGGCCGUAGUCGUACACGUCGUUCUCUGUCAUCGUUUGAUUUUGAGAAUGAUUUCACCACCACCAUGCAGCAGCAGCAGCAGCAAUCACCCGCAUCAAGCCGUGGACAACGAGAGGGUAAAGGCCGCAAACGCGUUGCUUCAGCCCCGUCAGAGCUGACUCUUGCACCAGCAAAGAGACGUCGAUCAGCAGCAGCCACUGGUACAGCUACUGCGACACCACCAGCAGCAGCAGCACCAGCAGCAGCGACAGCAGCAUCGACAACAAAACGCUCUAGAAGGACAUCAAGCAAUGCCAGCAGCAGCAGCACUAUCGGCUGUUCCUCUACACCUGAGCCAGUGUUGGGUGAUAGGCACCGCCGGCACCAGUCUAAUCGUUCACCUCACACUGCUGCUGGUGUACCGAGUAGUCGUAGUGUGCCAGAGGGCAGCACUCCUGCGUCCAGCGCUACUCCCUCCAUUGCCAAGCAAGCAAGAAGAAGAGGGAGUUCCUCCACACCUAGCCCAGCCUCUGGCACAGCGACAAACAAGAGGAGCACUAGAAAGCGUUCUCACUCCACAGACUCCCAGGACAUCACGCCUGCAGCAAGCACUGUGGUGACUCCAGCAGCAACUCGCACUGGCAACGGGUCAACAGCAACUGUAACCACUCCAGCAGCAACUCACACAGGCAACGGGUCAACAGCAGCAGCAGGCACAACAAGAAAAGGUGUGGCGGCGGCUAAGCGGCCAUCUCACCAACGCAGUUUGUCUUGUGAAGCUGCCGUCCCUGCUCGCCAGCGUAGAUCAACUGGUCGGCAAAGACAGGCAUCUGGUACAUUGCCAGUAUUGGCAAUAGCAACACCGAGUAGACGUUCAGGACGUCAGGCGUCCCACAAGUGGAAGAAUGCUAAGGGUGAAACCCACCUUCAUGUUGCUGCUGUCAAGGGUAAAGUUGAGGAAGUGCAGCGUUGGAUUACUGCCGGUUGUGAUGUCAAUGUCAAAGAUCAUGCUGGAUGGACCCCUUUGCAUGAAGCAGCGGUGCGUGGCCAUCGUCUAGUUGCAGAGUUGCUACUGGACAAUGGUGCAUUGAUCAACUGUCCUGGGCAUGACAAUGACACAGCUCUACAUGAUGCAGUCAUGAAUAAUCAUGUUGAUCUAGCCAAGCUACUGGUGGCAAGGGGGGCAUCUACUGCUGUAAGGAAUAGCCGGGGAUGUACUCCACUGGAGCUUUGCUUAUCUAGUGAGAUGCAGAAGGUGCUGUCAAGCAGCUGCAGCAAUGGUAGCCAACACGACCAGAAGCUAGUAGCACAGCAGCAGGCAGCUCAUGACCUACAGACGUCACCCAGUGCCCGUGACAACACAAAUACUGUUUGCAUCAUCGCAUCUGGUCUCAACCAUGACGAGAAGGAUCAAGUUCAACGAUUGGCCUAUCGCCACAAGGCCUAUGUUGUGCAAGACUACAUCAAGAAUGUUACUCAUGUAGUUGCACCAAUGGAUGACAAUCGCUGCUGUCCACGUACUAUCAAGGUGCUCAAGGCUAUCUUGUCCGGAGCAUGGCUUGUUGGAUUCAGCUGGGUACGCAACUCCCUUUUAGCCGGUGAAUAUGCUGAUGAAGUGGAACAUGAAAUUGAGGGUACUGGUGAGAAGCGUUACUUCGCCCCACGCAAAGGUCGUCUCAAUGCCUUGAAUCAGCUUCCUGGAUUAUUCGACGGCUGUUCCUUCUACCUGUAUGGUGACUUUUGUAGCGUUGCUCGUGAUGACCUCUCGGACUUGAUCCUGACUGGCAAAGGAAAGUUAUUGUCACGUGAGCCACGUGUGGACUGGCGUUUUCUGACCGAUGUUGACCACCAGCAGCAGCAGCAGCAGCGGCAGAGUGCUUCCUCGACUACACCUCCUGCUAGCAAGCGUGUCAAACAACAACGCAACAAAUCUGACUCUUCACCGGCCAUCUCUUCUAUUCCCACCGCCGCCGCUGCCACUACUGCCAGCUCCGCCACCGCUGCCACUGCAUCAUCGAGUACCAGUGCAACUGCUGCAGAUGUGGAGAGCGAUAGCAGCAGCAGCAGGUAUGUUACUGCAAAGGAUACUGGCAGCACAGGUCAUGUUGCUGAUCCAGAAACCCCGUUGGGAACGAUAACCACAGCCACAGCCACACUAACAUCACCAGUCACAUCUCCAGCAGCAGCAGCAGCAACGGCAAUGGCGGCAGAAGAAGUUCCAGCAGCAGCCGCGGCGGCGUCACUGGUGUCAGCACCUGCACCAAUGCCUAGGACAUUCCGCUUGACAGCAGCCCGGGCCAUCACUGUACCGUUUCAUGCCAGGGUCGGUAGUCCACUGGCGUACUGCAGUCAGUUCAUCCUGUAUGACCAUGCUGCUGAACGGCACCCGGCCAAACUCGUCACACCUCAUCUCUGCACUGUUAGCCUAGCGUGGCUGCUCGACUCCAUCUCUCACUUUGACCUUCGCGACAUUGAAGAUGAGCAGACUAUCCAAGAUGCGGCUUAGAAUAACAUCUCUCUGUCUUCUAGACCCAAUGUGAAUAAACUUUAUCCUCAUGGCUGACGUUAUACGCCACUGGUUAUUUAUGCACAGUUGUGCCUGCUUUAUGCACAGUUGUGCCUGCUUUAUGCACAGUUGUGCCUGCUUUAUGCACAGUUGUGCCUGCUUUAUGCACAGUUGUGCCUGCUUUAUGCACAGUUGUGCCUGCUUUACGCACAGUUGUGCCUGCUUUGCCCCCGUCCAGCAUGUACAUGACGUGUAUGUGUGUUGGUCUGUGUGUCUGUGUGUCUGUCUGUCUGUGUGUCUGUCUGUCUAUCUCUGUGUCCUUGCUACGUGUCGCGAUGUUUGUAUAACAUAUUUUACGUUCCAUUGAUGUCCUCUAUUCAAUACUUUAUCUUCUGUGGUGUUCGUAUUCUAGCACAUGAUCACUGAUCAGCACCAGACUAGUGCUAUUUCAGGUGAUUACUUAUAUUUAGUCCUUUAUUGAAUGCAAUGCAGGCAUUGUCACCCUUAGCAAGAGUACAUAACCCCAACACAAACUCUUGCCCUUAUUUAGCGCCCCUCCCCCGUCUCUCUCAAUUCAUAGAACCAUACCGAUAGGUUGCCGUCUACUCAUGCACUAUUUUAAUUGCAACAGUUGCUGCUGCUUCUGCUGUCUGCUAUCGUCCGCCUGUGCAUAAUAUUUUCUGCACGUUGUUCUUGCGAGUUGCAUGGCUAGUGUCAGUUUGCUUAUGGCCUUGUGCACUGUGUGUGUACGGUAGUACACAGUUUUAUCAAGAGUACAUAAUUAUGUACUCUUGUAUAAUAUGUACUCUUGGCACUUCAUUAUGAGAUUCACAAUGGAUUAGACAUGAACUCAGUAUUCAGUAACUGUG